This is a messenger RNA of Pseudonaja textilis, 1831 nucleotides long. RefSeq names its product transmembrane protein 82 (gene TMEM82). The record is from RefSeq and is a predicted model, not a curated record. Lineage: Eukaryota; Metazoa; Chordata; Lepidosauria; Squamata; Elapidae.
ACACACACACACACACACACGUGUUUGAUUGCCUGCUUAGUGCGUCCGGUUCAGUGGUUGCUCUGCCCGAAACAGCUGCAAAAAGGGGGGGGGGUUGGGCUGCUCUUUUGGCCCCACCGCUCUCCCUCUUGAGCUGGGGAAGUCUUCCUCGCCCUUGUCCCCACCCGUGCAGGAAGCCCUUCCUGCUUCCCCUCGUGGCUGUCCACGGCUCCUGCCACGGGCGGGAAGAACUUUGAGCAAAGCUCCCGUGGCCUGUGGCUCCACAUCACCCCCAGCCUGCGGAGCCUUGGAUGGGCCCCGAGCGAAGGAGGCGGCGGAGGUUGCCUUCCGUCUGCUGCUGCUGCUGCUGCUCCUUCCCCAAGGCAGAAAAGGCUGAGCCAGCCUGCCCACGGCCGUUCCUCCCCCCUCCUCCCCCCCUCCCCCCGUUUAUUUGUUCACUCCGGGCUCAAGGUCCUUCCUGUGCCGACAGUUGGGAGGCCACUGAGACGAACCUGGGCGCAGCGCGGGCCACAAUGCUCUCCUGGGUGCAGGGCUUCCUCCCGCUGGCAUGGACCUGCAGCCUUGUGGACUCCCUCCUACAGGGGCUGGUGGGGGCCUGUGCCGUCUGCAUCCUGGGCAGCCUGAUGAGGAUUUACCUCUAUGUCCAGUGCUUGAAUGACCCCGACAGGCUGAAGGAGAAGGAGGAGCUCCGGCAGCAGCGGCCCUUCCUGGACCGGCUCCAUCUCGUGGUGCUGACGGCCAUCUUCACCAUGGUGGGGCACCGGGUAGCCGCUCUGAUCGUCUUGGAGUUCUCCCUCCGGGCAGUGUCCGCCAUCCUUUCCCUCAACAAGGGGGCCCUGAGCAGCCAGCUCUACCUGCUCUGCCAAUACUCGCUGGGCUGCGGCGUCUCCUGCAGCCUCGGCUACCUGCAGGAAGGAGCGCCUCACCGCACCUGGAACCUCCUCCUGGCCGUGGGGCUGGCCACGCUCCUGACUCACUACGUCUGGCGCCUGGCCUGGCAUGUCUCCACGCUGUACGAGCUGCACUGCAAGGAGCGCUACUGCGGGGGCUGCCUCUUCCUCCUCACCACAUGGCAUGGCAUCCCCCGGCUGCUCUGCCGCGCCCUGCAGGUGACCUUCGGGGUGGCCAACUUGACGGCCGUGGCUCUGAUCAACCGGGACUUCCUCUCCACCACCGAGGCCAUCCGGUUCUGGACGCCGCUGACCAUCUGCUACACGCUUCUGAUCAUCUACAUGCAGGAGGAGCAGCACCACAACCCCAACCAGCACAUGGCUUUCCAGACCGCCUUUGUCAGGAUGGGUGGCCUCCUGGUCUUGUUGAUGACGGUGGGCCAGUGGAGGGACAUCGCGAACAUCCUCAUCUCUCUGGCGGGGGAGAUCUGGUGCCUGAUGCGGAGCGGGUCCAUGCUGGAGGUUUGCAGGAUGCAGGACGAGAGCCUCUCGCUCUCUGCGUCGAAGUCCGGUCCACCUCGCGGCCAGCGCCGAGAGCAUCACCCCUCCCGAUCUCCGGCAGCAGCGACCGAGGCCACGUCCUGAAAAUGAGGAGCCUCCAGCCUAGAGACCUUUAGUGGCCAGGCAAGCCGCAGGCCCGGCUCAUUUCUGGGCCUCUCCGGCUUUGGUGUCAUAACGAUUUGUGGGGCGCAGUGGUACCGCAAUUCCAUCUCCGGUCUGCCUUCCUGGGGACAGCAGAGAGGCCAAAACGGGUCGGGCUGGGAGAGGCUUCAAUCGGUGGCUGGCCAGGGGGGAGUCCAUUUGGGCUAAGGGGAGGCGCCGGAGACCUGGCUGCCAUUACCCUGGGGAAGGCCGAGAGGGUAGGAGUCACUCCGGUUCUG